UUGAACAUUUUAAAUUCGCGACCCGCUAAUCAGAUGAUGCCAGAGAGUGUGAGACAGUGUGGGUUUAGGGCAGGGACAUGUAGUUUGGCACAGUAUGACAAUGUCAGUGGUAGAGGGAGGGAAUGGAGAGAUCAGAUAGGAACUGAAUACAGAAGGGGCAGGAACAGCAGGAAUCACAGGGGCAGAAUUAUUAGCAGACUUCCCAUCUGAUUCUUUACUGACACUUCCUCUCAACAGCAAUGCAGUGAUAUAGGAAACCUGAAUACUUCUGUCACUUACACAAAACAGUCAGUAUUAAAGUGUAUCUCAGCAAAGAUUUCUCUGUGGCCUGAAAAUAAACUCCAAACAAAGUGAAUCCAUUGGACGUUUCCCAUCAAGGAAUUGCAGGGCCUUAAAAAUGAGCCUUGAGUACGAGCUGCCUGAGCAAGCAAGUCCUUUCCAUGUCAGAAGUUGACACAAGAGCACACACUUGGAGCUCCCUCAAGAAAUUUCUCAGCAAGAAUAUGAGAAUGUGCAGCUAUUACCAGGCAAAGCCACAGAUGUGAGCUAAUGUUCUAGAUCAGCUGCUGGACCUCCCAUAAUAUAGAAAGAUGGCCAUCGUAGAGUCCUUAGAGAGACAUGACAGACGAAUGGAGUAUGAUUGGAGUGGAAGAUAGGAGAAUUGGUGGAUUGGAAGAGCAGAGGAGUGGUAUAGAUGGGACUAUUUUACAACAACAUGAGAGGAUAGUAGCGAAGGAGUCAUGGAAUAGUGGAGUUAAGCAAAGGACAAAUUGGCAAGGGAGGAAACGCCAGGGGCCAAAGGGGAACCGACAACCUUGGCUCAAGAAAUCCAAUUCAUAUUUGGACCCAAAUCAGGGUACUAGUAGCAGUGUGUCAUGCAGAGACAGGCUGAGGAACAUCAAGUUUACAGAGGAGGAAAAUGAUGUGUUGGUCUCCAAAGUUCUGGAGAACUACCGCAAACUGUAUGGAGACGAUGCAUCGAGGACAUCGAGUUUCGAGAAGAAACGGAUCUGGCGCGGCAUCCUAGAAGCCAUCAACUGCCUUGGCGUGAGCAUCCGAAACAUGGACACUUGUAAAAAGAGAUUUGCCGACUGCAAACGGUUUGUAAGAGCUAAAAUGAGCAAACACUGGCGCCAUGCUGGCAGACGGUCAGCCGUGAAUGUGUAUUAUGCAGAUUGGGAAGAGAAGAUCAAAGCAAUUAUAUGUCCCCUUGGCGAGGCAAUUCCAGGAGUCAUUGACUCAGCUGACCCUUGCACGUAUGAGUGUCCAGAUCAUUGGUCUCCCCUGGAGAGUGUUUCGCCAGAAGCCCAGUUGUCUCCAGAUGAAAACAUUACCCCAGAGGUUCCGUUUUACUCUGACUCUCAGACAUCAGCAGAACCAAAGCCCCAGGGUGAAAAUGAAGAAUGGCAAAGCUUUAGGGAAGAAGCAACUCUGAAUGUAAAAGAGGAAGGAGAGGCGGCUGCAUUGCCCGUGCCACAAGAGGAAGAUGAUAAUCAGAAUCAAGAAACGUUCUCUUCUUCUCAGCAGUGGGAGGAACAGCCUUCAGAAGAACCCGUCUAUCCCGAUAUGGACCGGCUUCUCCAGCAGAGUCAGGAUGCAUUCCGGCGAAGUCUUAGGAGGCAGCUACACGCGGUCCGGCAGGAACUUCGGGAAUUCCGACGGGAUCACACCGAGAUGAUGGACUCGCUGCUUACACUUCAUCGCGAACACAUCAUUGUAGAGGAACAACGGAAUGAGAUUCUUUCUCAGUUGGUGACAACUGUUAGUAAUCUAGCAAGCAAGCUAAGCACUGGCGACGCAUGCAAACCACAGCAAUACUCACAGCCACCGUUGGCUACACCUAUAUCUAUAGGCACAGCUGAAAACUCUUCCACUAGGACAGGUAUUUCUUUACAGACUCUGCCACGUUACCCUUCCCGCCAGUUAACGGAAGAUCCCAGACGCAACAUCGUGCACAGAAAAAAAAAAUUUGCCCUACACCAUGGAUCUAUAGCCAAUAAAAGGAAAAAAUAAAUAUUUUUUUUUAUCGGUCCCUUUUUACAUUUCGGAUAUAUUUUUUAAAAUCAAAUUAUUAGUUUAUUAAAAGAAAUAUAUACAUAUUAAAAUAUGCUUUAAAACAACUGUGCAAAUCAUUUUGUACGAUCUUGCAAUAUAUUAUAGAUGGUUGGUCUUUAUAACAGGGGGUUUUGGAGCUGCAAUUUUAUGCACAGGGCUCAAAUUCAUAUUCAUACAUUCCCAAGAGGCUUCAGCGACCCUGAAAUAGGAUAUAUUGUUAUAUGUUGUUACCCAUAUUGAAUAGAGAUAACAACCAAUCAGCACAUUUUAUUGUGUUUGAGAAGAAAUCUGUGCAGUGAAUGGCUGAUGCUGUUAAAGGGGGUGGUUCACCUUUAAAGGAAAAAUUAAUAUGGUUAA
Molecule: messenger RNA, 2412 nt
Organism: Xenopus laevis (African clawed frog)
Lineage: Eukaryota; Metazoa; Chordata; Amphibia; Anura; Pipidae
Exons: 4
Coding region: 619-2013 (464 amino acids)
Source: RefSeq, a predicted model, not a curated record